AUGGAGAAGCCCACACAACUCCACUUUGACGACAUGGACGUCGAGAAGCGCGCUAUCACUUCGCGCUCGUCGAUCGACACAAUCAACGACCUCCCGGAGACGUCCCACCAGGUUGCCAUCCAGCUGCCUUUGACCCGUACCAAUACUCGUGUUCCCAUAGUGUAUCGUACACUGUCAAUUCAUGUGUACGACAGCCAACGCUUUGACCACAAUGCACCUCCUCGUGGCGAGGACAAGAAAUGGUCCUUUGGCAAAAGCAAGUCCGCCGAUGGCGCGCCUGCUGAGGACGAUGCCACCUUCUUCGGAAAACUCGACUUUCAUACCAUCACGCCACACCUCGUCUGCCAGCGUUUCAACGUAUCGCCCGAUCAAGGCCUUGACAAGGAGGCGGCGUCCAAGCGCCUGGCUCGUAAUGGACCAAACGUUCUGGCUCAGCAAAAGCCGCAGUACUGGAAGAAGAUCGUCCGCUAUGUCUUUGGCGACUUUUGCUCGAUUCUCUGGGUCGGUGUGAUCAUUUUCUUCAUCUCUUGGAAGCCGCUUGGCAGCCCUCCCCAGGCCUACAACCUUGCCCUGGCGAUCGUUGUCAUCCUCGUCAUCUUCCUUCAGGCCAUCUUCUCUGGUUUCCAGGACUGGUCGGCCGGCCGUGUCAUGGCUUCGAUCCUCAACCUUGUCCCCGAAACGGCCGUUGUUAUUCGCGAUGGCCAGGUCUUGUCGGUUCCCUCCAGCGACCUCGUUGUUGGAGACAUUGUCCAGCUAUCCAAUGGUCAAAAGGUCCCCGCCGACAUGCGAAUUAUCAAGGCUUCCAAUGACCUCAAGUUUGACAAGGCAGUGCUCACCGGCGAAGCCGAGGAGAUUACCGGCACGGUCGACUCUGACGAACCAAACUUCCUCGAGGCCAAGAACAUUGCUCUGCUGGGUACUCAUGUCUGCAACGGUUCGGCCACAGGUGUGGUUGUUCUGACUGGUGCCCGCACCGUUAUGGGUCGUAUCAACAAGAUCACCAAUUCUGGGUCUGAGACGCGUACCAACCUCCAGAAGGAGAUUACGCGCUUUGUGAAGAUCAUUAUCGCCUUGACUGUCACUCUGGUGAUCAUCAUGCUUAUCACCUGGGUCGCCUGGCUUCGUGUUGACCAUUAUGACUUCCUUAACACGGUCGGUAUUCUUACCAACCUUAUGUCGUUGGUCGUCGCCUUUAUCCCUGAGGGCAUGCCUAUUGCUGUUGCCCUCACCCUAUCAUUGGUGGCUCGCCGUAUGCGUGACGCCCGAAUCCUUCCCAAGUCGCUUUCCGUGGUCGAGACCCUCGGCUGUGUCAACGUCGUCUGCUCCGAUAAGACUGGAACCCUUACCGAGAACCGCAUGUCCAUUGUCUCCCUCGGCUUUGUCGACCGGGUGUUCACUCCCAAGGACGCGCCUGUGGACUCAAUUGCUUUCCGGGAGCUCCGCAAGGGAAUGACUCUUUGCAACGACUCGAAGUUUGACGACAACGAUGUCAGUGCUCCGGUUGAGACCCGCAAGGUCAUUGGUAACGCUACGGACGGCGCUCUGCUGCGCUAUCAAGCCGCCCUGCCCUCGUCGGACAUUUCCAGCGCCUACUCGCGUCUCUACGACCUUCCGUUCAACUCGAAGAACAAGUUUGCUGUUACCGUUAUCGGCAACAAGGACUGUGAACGCGAGAUUAUCAUCAAGGGUGCCCCUGACAUUCUCAUGGAGCGAUGCUCGUCGUAUCUCUCGGCCGACGGCCAGACUCACCCCCUCGACACGGCUGCCAAGGCCACCCUUGUUGCCACUCAGGAGGAAUGGUCGCGCAAGGGCCAGCGGGUCAUUCUGAUUGCUCGCCGUCUGGCUCCCGACUUCCUCAAGAUUGACUCUCCCCAGAUCGAAGAGGACAUUCUCACAGCCACCUCGUCUGACCUCGUAGUUGUCGGCUUAAUUGGUAUCCUGGAUCCUCCGCGCCACGACACCAAGCACACUGUCGAGGAAAUCCGCCGCUGUGGUGCCCGUGUUUUUAUGGUUACUGGCGACUUUUCCCUCACGGCCUGCUCGAUCGCUCAGCAGUGCGACAUUUUCCGUGGCACGCACGACCCCGACCGCAUUACCGACUUUGAGGCCAAGGGCCGCCAGUCCGACUACGAAAAGGUGGCCGACGACCGCAUGGCAUAUAUCAUGGCUUCCCUUCUCGUCGAGGGCAAGGAAAUCCCCAUGAUUACCGAUGACCAGUGGAACAUCAUCUGCAAAUACGAAGAGAUUGUCUUUGCGCGCACCACGCCCGAGCAGAAGCUUCGCAUUGUCACCGAGCUCAUGAACCGUGACGCCGUCGUCGCGGUUACCGGUGAUGGUGUGAACGAUGCCCCAGCGCUCAAGGCGGCCUCGAUCGGUAUCGCCAUGGUUUCCGGUUCCGAGGUCGCCAUGGAGGCCUCCGACUUGGUUCUCAUAGGCAACUUUAGCUCCAUCAUUGAUGGUCUCCGCCUCGGCCGCCUCGUAUUCCAGAACCUGCAAAAGGUCAUCUCAUAUCUCCUUCCUGCCGGCUCUUGGUCCGAAGACUGGCCGGUCCUCCUCAACGUGUUCUUUGGCUGCCCUCUGCCCCUCUCCAGUUUCCUGAUGAUCAUCAUCUGCUGCUUCACUGACCUCGCGUCCUGCACGACCCUCAUUUGGGAAAAGGAAGAGUUCGACCUCUUGUCGCUGCCCCCUCGUAACCCCAAGAACUCGCACUUGAUCAACCUCCCCAUCUACUUCCAGAGCUACGGCUUCAUCGGUAUGAUGGAGACGAUCACCGCCCACUCCAUGUUCUUCUACUACAUCUACACGGCGGCCGGCAUCCCAAUCAACAAGAUGUUCUUUGCGUUCGCCCACUUCUCCGACGGCUAUUUCGGCCACACCCAGGCCGAGCUCAACAACUUCCUCAGCACCGGCCAGUGUGUCUACUUUGUCACUCUCGUCAUCCUCCAGUGCUUCAACUUGAUGUCCGUGCGCAACAAGCGCAUGUCCAUCUUCCAGCGUGGUCCUCAACACAACUGGUACCUGUUCCUCGGGCCUGUCGUUUCGAUUGCAAUUGCCAUCUUCGUCACUGAGGUCAAGGGCAUUCAGAACCUGUUCGGCACUGCUCACGUCCCCAUCAAGUUCUGGAUGCUCCCCAUCCCCCUCGGCCUCGGUCUACUCAUGAUGGACGAGAUCCGCAAGCUCUUGGUACGCACGUGGCCCAAGGGACCCAUUGCCAAGAUUGCUUGGUAA
Molecule: messenger RNA, 3228 nt
Organism: Apiotrichum porosum
Lineage: Eukaryota; Fungi; Basidiomycota; Tremellomycetes; Trichosporonales; Trichosporonaceae
Exons: 6
Coding region: 1-3228 (1075 amino acids)
Biological process (GO): potassium ion import across plasma membrane; proton transmembrane transport; intracellular sodium ion homeostasis
Cellular component (GO): membrane
Molecular function (GO): ATP binding; ATP hydrolysis activity; P-type sodium:potassium-exchanging transporter activity
Source: RefSeq, a predicted model, not a curated record